Messenger RNA from Pipistrellus kuhlii (Kuhl's pipistrelle), 779 nucleotides. RefSeq names its product interferon omega-1-like. The coding region runs from base 143 to 667 and encodes 174 amino acids. NCBI's taxonomy places the organism in Eukaryota, Metazoa, Chordata, Mammalia, Chiroptera, Vespertilionidae. Gene Ontology annotation, molecular function: type I interferon receptor binding; cytokine activity. Gene Ontology annotation, biological process: response to exogenous dsRNA; B cell differentiation; T cell activation involved in immune response. Gene Ontology annotation, cellular component: extracellular region. The record is from RefSeq and is a predicted model, not a curated record. The transcript has a single exon.
CCACGUCACAAAAGGCCUCCUGCGCGCCCUCUGGCGGCCCGCUAGAGAAUCACGCUUUCUAGGAAUCCCGAGAAGGAAAGUUGCUGCUAAUUUUGCCUGCGACUCCUCCUGGCGGUAGCCCCCUGAAUCACUGCCAUUCUCAAUGGCCCACAUCUAUCUGUGGCUGGUGGCAGGGGCCAUGCUCGGCUCCAUCCCUGCUGGCUCUCUUGAGGAGGGCAUACGUUGGCUCAAUAUAAGAAACAACAAGAAAGUUUUACUUCUUUUGUAUCAACUGCAAAGGAUCCCCCCUUACAAGUGCCUGGAAGACAGAAGCAACUUCAAAUUUCCUUGGACUCCGGAGGAAAUCCUCCAAAUGAAGAAGACACAACGCACCUGUCUUCACCACACGAUGCUCACGCAUAUCUUAACUGCCUUCGCAACAAAGCACAGCUUUGCUGAAUGGGACCACGACCACCUCUCUGAAGUCCUGUCCAUCCUUCAUCGGACCCUGGAGGGGCUGGAGAGCCAGGCGAAAGAGGAAGGAAACAGGCUGGCUUGCGCCAAGGUGAGAAGUCUCAUCCGGAGGUACUUUCAAGGAAUCUACCAUUACCUGGAAGAGAAGAAAUACAGCUCCUGUGGCUGGGAGGUCGUCUUAGUGGAAAUGAUGAAACGCCUUGGGACAAUGUAACAAUCCUCAAAGGAAAGUCAACAAAUUCAGAAUAAAUUUCUAUGGUGACUGACUCUCUCUCUCUCUCUCCACUUGCAGUGUUUGCUGAGCCCCCAAACAAUCUCCACUCACA